AUGAAUAACAUUCAGGAGAGCGUGGCAGCACCACCGUUGCUGGAGAUUCUAAGGUGUGGACAUGAGCGGUUGGUGGAUGGGGAAAUAAGGGAGGAGGACAACAUGUUCGCAGAGUGGAGGUCGGCAUUGGAGUCCGUGGUGGCCAAUGUUGAUACGCUGAGGACGAACACGACACUGAAAGUGGUGGAGAUACUCAGUCCAGCUCAGAGCGUCAGGUGCUUGGCCGCAGUUUCUGAGCUGAAGCUCAGGAUAAGGAGUUGGGGUUUGCAGAGAGAAGCUGAAGCGCGACAAUCAGGUGGGAAUGAAUGA
Molecule: messenger RNA, 309 nt
Organism: Carya illinoinensis
Lineage: Eukaryota; Viridiplantae; Streptophyta; Magnoliopsida; Fagales; Juglandaceae
Product: protein RESPONSE TO ABA AND SALT 1-like
Exons: 1
Coding region: 1-309 (102 amino acids)
Biological process (GO): DNA-templated transcription
Molecular function (GO): sequence-specific DNA binding
Source: RefSeq, a predicted model, not a curated record